This is a messenger RNA of Zerene cesonia (dogface butterfly), 880 nucleotides long. RefSeq names its product ras-related protein Rab-31 (gene RabX1). The transcript has 6 exons. Gene Ontology annotation, molecular function: GTPase activity; GTP binding. The record is from RefSeq and is a predicted model, not a curated record. Lineage: Eukaryota; Metazoa; Arthropoda; Insecta; Lepidoptera; Pieridae. Bases 47 to 730 code for a protein of 227 amino acids.
AGAUGGAAAUUUUUCUGUUACCUUUAGUGUAGUGAUUGUGUAUAAAAUGAAAGUGGUGGAAGCAAAAAUUGUUGUUUUAGGAUCGCAAGGUGUCGGCAAGACAAGCCUGGUGGUGAGGUAUAUAGGCAAGAUGUUCUCUAAGCACAUAUCGCCAACCAUUGGUGCUUCCUUCUUCACCUGCAAUAUUAAUGUGGACGACGCUAGAGUUAAAUUGCAGGUCUGGGACACAGCUGGUCAAGAGAGGUUUAGGUCAAUGGCGCCCAUGUACUAUAGGAACGCUAACGCAGCACUAUUAGUCUAUGAUAUAACGAGCGCCGGCAGUUUUGCAGCCAUUAAGGGAUGGGUGAAGGAAUUGCAGAGCAACGUGCCAGAGCCGAUGGUGCUGGCCGUAGUGGGCAACAAGUGCGACCUUGAAGCGUGCCGCGCCGUGCCUCGCGGCGAGGCGGCGCAGUACGCGGCGUCCAUCGGCGCCGCGUACUGCGAGACAUCCGCUUUGCACGACCAGGGCAUAGACCAAGUGUUUUUAAGCACGGCAACGUCGCUUCUACAGCUAUCUGCGACUAGUCUGGUGUCGUCGCUACGGUCCUACGAUUCAGUGGAUGGCGAGGAGAGAUUACCUUUCGGUAGCCCCACAGAAGAGACGGCAACACACACGGGUAAAGUAGAGUUGCCAGCGUGGAGCGACGACAGGGUUGCCCACGGAGAAAUGCAAAAGACGAUGUGUUGCUAGCGUUAAUUAAUUUUAGAGACUUCGUUAAUACAGUAUUGUGAAAGUGUAUUUUUGACUGUGUUUUACAUUUCACAAAAUAUGUAUUUCUAUAAUAAAUUUUAGUGUUUUUAAAUUAAUUAAAAAGUUGCACUAUGUACUCUAUAAAAAAAA